UAGUUCCGUUCGUUUCUCCAUUGUCAAAUCCUUUUGUAAAGUGUCAUCCUUCUUUGCGUUUUACGCCAUUGCCAUUGGUCACGUCUCCUUUAGCUUUGACUGCAAAUCUCGCGCACGCCAAUGGUCAAUCUUCUUCUCCUCUCAAACUAUAUUCGUUGGUGGGUCAGAGUUGAAAUUUGAAAAGGAGGUUCCUUUCUCCGAUUUCAUUGUCGUCUAUUAAUCGCAGCUCUUUUUCUUGAUACGUCGCAAUACUUGCCUGUUUGUUUGGGGAUGGACUGAUUGCUUGCCAUGGAAAUGGAUCGGGAAUCUGGGAAAUUGGAACAGAUUGUUUCCCAAUUUCGUUCCAAGAUCUUGCACGUUAUUUUGGACUCCAGGGUCCCUUCUCUUCACCGCCAACAGCAAGAAUCGCUUUCUCUUUCUCGGGUGAGAAAGACCGACAAAUGGUUCAAUUUAGUUUUGGGAGAUCGUCCCCCGGCUCUGGAGAAUCUCAAUUUCUCCCUUAGGAAUCUCUUGGAUCCUAUGGUAAUCGACAUAAUACUGAUUCGCCAUGGCUCUUGUUCCUCAUCGGUGGAUAACCUCUACGCUCCGUCGGCUGCAGCUGCUGGCCCUUCGACUGAGACUGUUAUUGAAAGAUGGGUUGUUCAAUACGAUUGCCCUCGGGUUUUUGCCACUCCUAGUGGUGCUGAUGCUGCUGUUUUUUACAAGAAGAUUUAUAAGAAGUGCAUCUUACUUUUGCGAUCUCUUUACUCGCAAAUGAGGCUUCUCCCUGCAUAUAGAAUCUGUAGGCAGCUAAGUUUGUUGAGCCAAACGUAUAAUUUCGAUCUUGUUUACAAGGUUUCAUCGUUUAGUCAUCCAUUCUCUAGGGAAGAGGAGGAUGGAAUGAAAGAAUAUAGCUUUACUCCUGUUGAGGCUCUUCCAGGCUGCUUAUGUGUGUCCGUGACCUACCGUGCAACUUUAUCUGAUUUCAACCUCGAACCUUUGGUGUCUUUGCCCCCAAAGAUUAUAACAGACUAUGUUGGUAGCCCUACCACGGAUCCUAUGAGAUCCUUUCCUUCCUCGAAGACGGGUGCUCAUGCUACAUCCUUCCCAUCCACAGGACUGCGACCUCCAUCUUCAGCUCCAUUUCAACGCCCGCACAGCUGGUCUAGUGGCUUUCACCGAGGAUUCCCUCCUACAAAAACUCAAUCUCUUGCAGGAUCUCCACCUGCAUAUUGUACAUCUCGCAAGCCAUAUGAUAUUACAUCUCCGCCUACUGAUUUAUACGGUAAUAGAAUUCAAAAUCAUAGAGUGUCAACUCUACAACAGGCUACUGCUUAUGAUGAGUAUAAGCUAUCACCCCCAUUCUCAACAUCUGCUUCCCCAUCAACUCCAACAUACUUAUCUGGUGCUAAUCCUUUGCUUACUCGUCAUUGUUCUGAGACUGCCCCUGUAACCAUUCCACUAACUGGCAGGAGUACUAGAUAUCUUUCUUCUAACUCAUCUGAUCCAAAUAGGCAUUCCCUUCCUCCUUUGUCUCCUAGAAGCUCAAAGCAUGACGCCUCAUCUCAAGAAUCUCCAUCUGGGAUUCGAUCGUACAGGAAAAUAGAAGGUCUACGGGCCGGAGAGUCUCCUUCUGGCUUGUCAAAUCUUUAUUCCGCACCAAAGGUGGUUAGAGAUAGUAAAGAUGACUCAGGUCGAUUCUCGGGAUUGCUAUCUUCUAGUGGCUCACCACGUAUUGGUUUCUCUAGAAGCUCUAGUAGAUUAUCUUUCCAGGAUGACAUAGAUGAUUGUGAAUUCUCUUGCCCUUUCGAUGUUGAUGAUGUCGAUGUAUCUGAUUCAUCUAGUCGGAACACAGAGAGCAAAAGAGCUUCAGAAUUCACUGCACAGUCAAAUCUGGUUGGUAAGAAAUCACAAGAUGCUGCUGUUGGCAUUCUCGUUCACAUGCUCAGAACGGCACCACCUCUCCGGCAAGACUCGAGUUGUUAUUCGACUCAUUCGUUAAAGACUGAAUACGAUGGAGGUGCUGGUGUCGCUUCUGGGUUUUUUCUGCCGCGUAAAACAGCAGAUGCGCUCGAGGAGCUCAACAGCUACAGAGAAAUGAAGGAUCUACUACUAUCAAAGAGUGCAACUCAGGCUGUUCGGAAAGAGGGAAAGAAGUAGCUCUGGAUUGAAGAUAUGAUCUCAUACGGCUGGCAACUGGUGCUGAAUACAACAGCCGCUAAUGCAUCAUUUUAGCUUAAAAUUACGCAUUAUGUAUAUAAUUUAAAUAGUUGCUACAAUGGAGUUGGUCAUUAGAACACA
Messenger RNA from Hibiscus syriacus, 2280 nucleotides. Its product is annotated as autophagy-related protein 13a-like. The coding region runs from base 289 to 2139 and encodes 616 amino acids. The transcript has 4 exons. Lineage: Eukaryota; Viridiplantae; Streptophyta; Magnoliopsida; Malvales; Malvaceae. Gene Ontology annotation, biological process: mitophagy; protein localization to phagophore assembly site; autophagosome assembly. The record is from RefSeq and is a predicted model, not a curated record. Gene Ontology annotation, cellular component: phagophore assembly site; cytosol; extrinsic component of membrane.